UACCUACCUGGACUGCUGAGUACCCCCACAGUAAAGGGUCCGGGUUCUGGUUACACCUGUCUUCCUCCCCCUCUGGCUCCCCCACCCCCAGCCCUGGACCUCAGUUUCUCUCUCGGUCUGUUUUAGGAAGAAGCCAGAAGGCAUGGCUAGGCCCCAGCAGGUCCUCCAGGCAGGGUGGGAUGGCGGGAGACGGAGGCCCUCAGACAUUCACUGGUUCCCUCCACCCAUGCCCUGGGUGACAUCAGAGGAGGAGGAAAGAAAGAGCAUCCAUUCGAUUGUGUGUGUCCAGUGUGUGGGGAGGCAGAGGGCAGGUGGCGCCUAGGCAGGGUGGGGGUGUGGUUGAUUUGGGAUGGAGCCUCGAGGCUGGCAAGGAGAGGGGGCUCCCGAGGAGGAGAGGAGGCAGGAGGGACGGGAUGCUAUUGGUGCGUCUCAGACAAAGGCGGAGGGAGGGGGCUCUCGCGGAUGGACGGGAACAAAGACGGAAGGGAUUGUGGGGGUUCAGGAUGGCUGUGGAGGGACAGCCGAGCUGAGGGAGGAGGCACCGGCCAGCUGGACAGAGGGAGGAGGCUGGACCCGAGGGAAAAGCCGGGCAGGAGCACAAAGAGCUGGGCUCUGACCCAGCUGAGGAGAGCAUGGACAGAGCCACGGGGACCCUCUCGUGAAUGGAGGGAGGUGGGGCUUCGGGGGCGUCCCGGGCCAGGACUCAAAGCCUUGGGACGACCUCGGCACUGCAGGAGUUGAAGAUGGCCAGCUCCAUGGCUUCAUACGAGCAGCUGGUGAGGCAGGUGGAGGCCUUGAAGGCCGAGAACACACACUUAAGGCAGGAGCUGAGGGAUAACUCCAGCCACCUCUCCAAGCUGGAGACAGAGACUUCGGGCAUGAAGGAGGUUCUGAAACACCUUCAGGGCAAGCUGGAGCAGGAGGCGCGGGUCCUGGUGUCCUCCGGUCAGACCGAAGUGUUAGAGCAGCUGAAAGCUCUUCAGACUGACAUCAGCAGCCUCUACAACCUAAAGUUCCAGCCCCCGGCCCUGGGCCCGGAGCCUGCCGCCCGGACCCCAGAGGGAAGCCCAGUGCAUGGCUCGGGCCCGUCCAAGGACAGUUUCGGGGAGCUGAGCCGGGCCACCAUCCGCCUGCUGGAAGAACUGGACCAGGAGCGAUGCUUCCUACUGAGCGAGAUCGAGAAAGAGGAGAAGGAGAAGCUCUGGUAUUACUCUCAGCUGCAGGGCCUGUCCAAGCGCUUGGAUGAGUUGCCACACGUGGACACGCAGUUCUCGAUGCAGAUGGAUCUGAUCCGGCAGCAGCUGGAGUUCGAGGCCCAGCACAUCCGCUCGCUGAUGGAGGAGCGCUUCGGCACCUCGGACGAGAUGGUGCAGCGCGCGCAGAUCCGCGCUUCGCGCCUGGAGCAGAUUGACAAGGAGCUGUUGGAGGCCCAGGACCGGGUGCAGCAGACGGAGCCCCAGGCUCUGCUGGCAGUGAAGCCCGUGGCAGUGGAGGAGGAGCAGGAGCUGGAAGUUCCCACGAACCCUGAGGACGGCACCCCUCAGCCCGGCAACAGCAAGGUGGAGGUGGUCUUCUGGCUCCUGUCCAUGCUGGCAACGCGCGACCAGGAGGAUACGGCGCGCACGCUGCUGGCCAUGUCCAGCUCUCCCGAGAGCUGCGUAGCCAUGCGCCGCUCGGGCUGUCUGCCGCUGUUGCUCCAGAUCCUUCACGGCGCCGAGGCCGGGGCUGGGGGUCGUGCGGGGGCCCCUGGGGCCCCUGGGGCCAAAGACGCACGCAUGCGCGCCAACGCGGCCCUGCACAACAUCGUUUUCUCCCAGCCGGAUCAGGGCCUGGCGCGCAAGGAGAUGCGUGUGCUGCACGUGCUGGAGCAGAUCCGCGCCUACUGUGAGACCUGCUGGGACUGGCUGCAGGCGCGCGACGGCGGGACCGAGGCGGGGGCAGGAGGCGCCCCUGUUCCCAUCGAGCCUCAGAUCUGCCAGGCGACCUGUGCCGUGAUGAAGCUGUCCUUUGACGAGGAAUACCGUCGGGCUAUGAACGAACUAGGGGGGCUGCAGGCUGUGGCCGAGCUGCUGCAAGUGGACUAUGAGAUGCACAAAAUGACCCGGGACCCGCUCAACCUUGCCCUGCGCCGAUACGCCGGCAUGACCCUCACCAACCUCACCUUUGGAGAUGUUGCCAACAAGGCCACCCUGUGUGCCCGCCGAGGCUGCAUGGAAGCCAUCGUGGCCCAGCUGGCCUCCGAGAGCGAGGAGCUGCAUCAGGUCGUGUCCAGUAUCCUGCGGAAUCUGUCGUGGCGUGCGGACAUCAGCAGCAAGAAGGUGCUGAGGGAAGUGGGCAGCAUGACGGCCCUCAUGGAGUGUGUGCUGCGGGCCUCCAAGGAGUCCACCCUGAAGAGCGUGCUCAGUGCUCUGUGGAACCUGUCUGCACACAGCACCGAGAACAAGGCGGCCAUCUGCCAGGUCGAUGGUGCGCUGGGUUUCCUGGUGAGCACACUCACCUAUCGCUGCCAAGGCAACUCCCUGGCGGUCAUCGAGAGCGGGGGUGGGAUCCUGCGCAACGUGUCAAGCCUCGUCGCCACCCGAGAGGACUACAGGCAGGUGCUCCGUGACCACAACUGCCUGCAAACGCUGCUGCAGCACCUCACGUCCCACAGCCUGACCAUCGUGAGCAAUGCCUGCGGCACCCUCUGGAACCUGUCGGCCCGCAGCCCCCGGGACCAGGAACUGCUGUGGGACCUGGGGGCCGUGGGCAUGCUGCGCAACCUCGUCCACUCCAAACACAAGAUGAUCGCCAUGGGUAGUGCGGCGGCCCUGCGGAACCUGCUGGCCCACCGCCCUGCCAAGUACCAGGCAGCGGCCACGGCCAUCUCCCCGGGCACCUGCGUGCCCAGCCUGUACGUCCGGAAGCAGAGGGCUCUGGAAGCUGAGUUGGACACCCGGCGCCUGGCGCAUGCGCUCGGCCACCUGGAGAAGCAGGGUCUGCCAGAGGCAGAGAGCACUUCAAAGAAGCCCCUGCCGCCGCUCCGCCACCUCGACGGGCUGGUGCAGGACUACGCCUCCGACUCGGGCUGUUUUGACGACGAUGAUGCACCAUCCCUGGCUGCCGCAGCCACCACAGCCGAGCCUGCCAGCCCGGCUGUACUCUCUAUGUUCCUUGGCGGUCCCUUCCUUCAGGGCCAGGCACUGGCCCGCACCCAGCCUGCCCGCCAGGGUGGCCUAGAACCCGAGAAGGAGGCUGGCGGGGAGGCAGCUGUGGCUGCCAAAGCUAAAGCCAAGCUGGCGCUGGCCGUCGCUCGGAUCGACCGGCUGGUGGAGGACAUCUCUGCCCUGCACACCUCCUCAGAUGACAGCUUCAGCCUCAGCUCGGGGGACCCCGGGCAGGAGGCACCGAGGGAGGGUCGUGCCCAGUCCUGCUCUCCCUGCCGGGGCACCGAGGGUGGGCGGCGUGAGGCCGGCAGCCGGGCGCACCCUCUGCUGAGGCUCAAGGCGGCCCACACCAGCCUCUCUAACGACAGCCUGAACAGCGGUAGCACGAGUGACGGCUACUGCCCCCGGGAGCACAUGCAGCCCUGCCCCCUGGCAGCGCUGGCAGAGCAGCGCCAUGACCCUCUGCGCGGGCAGACUCGGCCCAGCCGGCUGGACCUGGACCUGCCCAGCCGGGCUGAACUGCCUGCCCGGGACGCGGCGGCCGCCGAUGCCCGCGUGCGGACCAUCAAGCUGUCCCCAACCUAUCAGCACGUGCCACUGCUCGAUGGUGCCGCUGGGGCGGUUGCCAGACCCCUCGCCGGACCCGGAGCCUCCCCAGGGGCUCGGAAACAGGCGUGGGUACCUGCAGAUAGCCUGAGCAGUCCCGAGAAACUGGUGUCCUCCCCGCUGCCUGCGGCCAGCAGGGUGCUGCAGAAACUGGUGGCCCAAGAUGGGCCCAUGUCCCUCUCCCGGUGCAGCUCACUGUCCUCUCUGUCUUCUGCGGGCCAUGCUGGCCCCAGCCAGGCUGAGAACCUCGACGACGACAGUGAUUCAUCCCUGGAGGGGCUGGAGGAGGCUGGCCCCGGGGGGGCGGAGCUGGACGGGGCGUGGCGAGCACCUGGGUCCACCUCUUUGCCCGUGUCCAUCCCAGCCCCGCACCGGGGCCGCAGUAGGGGUCUUGGGGUGGAGGAUGCAACGCCGUCCAGCUCAUCCGAGAACUGCAUCCAGGAGACGCCCUUGGUGCUGAGCCGCUGUAGUUCUGUGAGUUCCCUGGGCAGCUUCGAGAGCCGCUCCAUUGCCAGCUCCAUCCCCAGUGACCCGUGCAGUGGGCUGGGCAGUGGCACAGUGAGUCCCAGUGAGCUGCCCGACAGCCCCGGGCAGACGAUGCCCCCGAGCCGCAGCAAGACGCCGCCGGCGCCCCGCCAGCCUGAGACCAGCCAGUUCAGCCUGCAGUGGGAGAGCUACGUGAAGCGCUUCCUGGACAUCGCAGAUUGUCGGGAGCGGUGCCAGCCGCCCUCGGAGCUGGACGCGGGCAGCGUGCGGUUCACGGUGGAGAAGCCGGAUGAGAACUUCUCCUGCGCCUCCAGCCUCAGCGCGCUGGCCCUGCACGAGCUGUACGUCCAGCAGGAUGUGGAGCUGCGCCUGAGGCCCCCAGUCUGCCCAGACCGCGCAGGCGCAGGCGCAGGCGGCGGGGGACACCGUCGGAGGGAUGAGGCCGCCGGCCGCCUGGAGGCCCCAGCGCCGGCUGGUUCUAGGGCUCGGUCAGCAGCUGAUAAGGAACUGGAGGUACUGCGUGAAUGUCUGGGGGCAGCCAUGCCCGCCCGGCUCCGCAAGGUGGUCUCUGCGUUGGUGCCUGGCCGCCGGGCACUGCCGGUGCCCGUGUACAUGUUAGUGCCCGCCCCGGCCCCCGACGACGAUGACUCUGGCACCGACUCCGCAGAGGGCACACCCGUCAACUUCUCCAGUGCGGCAUCGCUCAGUGAUGAGACCUUACAGGGACCCUCCAGGGACAAGCCGGGAGGGCCCGGAGAGAGGCAGAAACCCACAGGCCGAGCUGCCCCUGCCAGGCAGACCCGUGGGCACCGACCCAAGGCGGCGGGCGCUGGUAAGAGUACAGAGCAGACCCGGGGGGCCGGUAGGAACCGGGCAGGACUGGAAUUACCCCUUAGCCGGCCCCAGAGCGCUCGAUCCAACAGGGAUGGCGCGUGCCAGGCCCGGCCGCGAGGGGACGGCGCUCUGCAGUCUCUGUGCCUCACGACGCCCACCGAGGAGGCCGUGUAUUGCUUCUACGACUCUGAGGAGGAGCCGCCAGCCACGGCACCACCACCCCGGCUGCCGGCUGCCAUCCCGCGGGCUCUUAAGCGAGAGAAACCCACAGGAAGGAAGGAGAUCCCCUCCAGGGCGUCGCAGACUGCCACGCCCCCCGUGAGGGCCCAGCCCAGACUGAUCGUGGAUGAGACCCCACCCUGCUAUUCUUCAGCUAGCUCCCUGAGCGAGCCCGAGGCCCCUGAACAGCCGGCCAGCCACCCCCGAGGCCGGGAGCAGGCAAGCACCAAGGGCCCGGGCCCAGGCAGGAAACAGGACAGCUCCCCAAGCCCGAGGGCAGAGGAGGAACUACUACAGAGGUGUAUCAGCUUAGCUCUGCCCCGGCGCCGGACCCAGGUUCCUGGAUCUCGGCGUCGCAAGACCAGAGCUGCCCGGGCUGACACGCGGCCCACGGAGGCACCCCGGAAAUGCCGCGAGGAGGUGCCUGGCUCUGAUCCAGCCUCCGACUUAGACAGCGUUGAGUGGCAGGCCAUCCAGGAGGGCGCGAACUCCAUCGUCACGUGGCUGCACCAGGCGGCAGCCAAGGCCAGCCUGGAGGCGUCUUCUGAGUCCGAGUCCCUCUUGUCUCUGGUGUCCGGGCUCUCAGCAGGCUCCACCACACAGCCCUCCAAACCCAGGAAAGCACGGAAGCCUGAGGCUGGGGGUGUCUGGCGCCCAGAGAAACGGGGUGCAGCUUCCACUAAGAUCAGUGGGAGUCCACGGUUCCCUAGUGGCCCCGAGAAGGCAAAGGGUGCCCAGAAAACGGUGGCAGGGGAGCCAGCCAUGCUCCGGGGACGGACGGUGAUCUACACAGCCAGCCCAGCCUCCCGGGCUCAGUCCAGAGGAGUUUCUGGCACUUGUACCACACCUAAGAAGCCGGGGACAUCUGGUACUACUCAGCCAGAAACCGCCGCCAAAACCCCCAGCCCUGGGCAACAGCGUUCACGGAGCCUCCACCGGCCAGGGAAGAUCUCGGAGCUAGCCGCCUUCAGCCAUCCGCCCAGGAGCGCGACCCCUCCAGCCCGCCUCGCCAAGACUCCGUCCUCAAGCUCCUCACAGACUUCGCCAGCGUCCCAGCCCCUGCCCAGGAGGUCCCCUCUGGCCACGCCGACUGCAGGGCCUCUGCCUGGCCCUGGGGGGUCCCCAGUGCCCAAGUCACCGGCCCGGGCCCUUCUGGCUAAGCAACACAAGACGCAGAAGUCACCUGUGCGGAUCCCGUUCAUGCAAAGGCCAGCCAAGAGAGGGCCACCCGCCCUGGCCAGGCCGUCCCCAGAGUCCGGACCCAGGGGCAGAGCUGGGACUGAGGCGGCCGCGGGGGUGCGUGGUGGCCGCCUGGGCCUGGUGCGUAUGGCAUCCGCCCGCUCCAGCGGCAGCGAGUCCUCGGACCGCUCAGGCUUCCGCAGGCAGCUGACCUUCAUCAAGGAAUCCCCGGGGCUCCUUCGGCGCCGCAGGUCCGAGCUGUCCUCCACCGACUCCACGGCCUCCACCUCCCAGGCCGCCUCGCCCCACCGUGGCCGGCCGGCACUCCCGGCUGUCUUCCUCUGCUCCUCUCGCUGCGAUGAGCUGCGAGCGUCCCCGCGGCAGCCCCUGACGCCACAGAGGUCCCCACAGAGGUCCCCACAGGCCAAGCCAGGUCCUGCCCCUCGCGCGCCCAGGCGCACCAGCUCCGAGAGCCCCUCCCGCCUGCCUGUGCGGGCGCCCCCCGGGCGGCCCGAGACGGUCAAGCGGUACGCGUCCCUGCCGCACAUCAGCGUUGCACGCAGGCCAGAGAGCGCCGUCUCGGUGUCCGCCACCCAUGCCAACACCGCUCGCCGGGGGAGUGACGGGGAGGCCAGGCCGCUGCCCAGGGUGGCUGCGCCAGGUACCACCUGGCGUCGGAUCAAAGACGAAGACGUCCCCCACAUCCUGCGUAGCACCCUGCCGGCCACCGCCCUGCCUCUCAGGGGUCCAUCACCCGAGGACAGCCCCGCGGGGACUCCACAACGCAAGACCAGUGACGCAGUGGUACAGACAGAGGACGUGGCCACCUCUAAGACCAACUCCAGCACGUCACCCAGCCUGGAGAGCAGGGAUCCCCCACAGGCCCCGGCCAGCGGCCCCGUUGGUCCACUGGGCAGCGAUGUGGAUGGGCCAGGCCUCACCAAGACGCCUGCCUCUGCGCCCUUCCCCCACGAGGGCCUGAGUGUCGUCGUGGGGGGCUUUCCCACCAGCAGGCAUGGCUCCCCCAGCAGGGCCGCUCGGGUUCCUCCCUUUAACUAUGUACCCAGCCCCAUGGCGGUGGCCACAGCUGCCAGCGACUCUGCAGUGGAGAAGGCCCCUGUCACCUCCCCAGCCAGCCUCCUGGAGUAGUGGGUGCAGGCCAGCCUUCCGGAACGUUCUCUCUGCCCUGUGGCCCAGUCUGGCUGCCCUGGGGGCUUGCUCUCCAGACGCCCCGAGCAGGCACAUCUGUGCCCUCGGAGCUCCUGCUCAGCUCACACCUCCACACCUCAGGGCCAGCCCUCGCUUCUCCGCCUGGGGCUCAGGGGACCGGGUGUGGACAGGCCCCAGGGCACACACAGCGCCAGUUCCCGAGUUUGGCCUGGGAAGGGGACGGAGAGCCAAGCUCUGAGGGACACUGUAGGUCCCUGGAGGACCUGCCCUGGGCUGCACCCAGUGGGAGGGUGGGCACGCUCUCUAGGGAGGUGACUGAGCUUGCCUCCGAGGUGGGGAGGUGGGGACAGGCUGUGGGGAGGGCGGGGAGGCCGAGGCAGCUGGGGCUGCCUCAGCCCUGCACCAGAAGCCUGCAAUUAGUGCCGGGCUAAUUGGUUAAUGAGGACUCUGCCAGGCGCUCGCCUUCUCAGAGGCAGCUGAGGAGCGCUGUGUGAAGGGCGCAGCCUGGCUGCUCACAGCGUUCAUCACGGCCGCUGAGAGAUCGGCAGGGGUGAACGGUCCCCUCAGCGCAGAUUCUGGGGAGCCGCUGACCCCAUGUCCCUUCACUGUCCCGUAGGAGGGGCUGUAGUCCAGGGGACAGGCUGGCUGCCAGCUGGACAGGCUCUAGGGGCCGAGGAAGGGCGAGCAGGCCUAGGCAUCCCCGGGGAGGCGGCCCGGGACCAGCACCGCAGGAGGAGGAGGCAGGUCCGUCUGUGGGAGCCUGGUCCUUCCCAGUGUACUGCGUCUAUGCAGCGGGUGGUGUCAGGAUGUGAGAUCCUCCGGCUCACCCACAGCCUGGAGUCAGUGUGGGGGCCUGGGGCUGCCAUGGAGGGCAGGGAUCAAGACGGGGAGUUUGAUGAAGACCCAAGGUAGGGGGCGGGCCUUCGAGGACGGGGUCUUGGGUCUCAGCUCAGUGUGUCUUCCUGCAGAGAGAGCCAAUGACCUCUCUCCUGUGGGACCCCGGCUGCUCUCUGCAAGGGGACUGUAACCACGUCCACCUGCAGCAGUCGCUCCCAGGGGACACCGUCCCUUGAGCUGGCCUCAAAGCCCUGCUCUGAGAGGAGGGAGGUGGUUUUGAGAACAAGUUGGGAGACCCCGGAAAGGCCUGCAGACACUGCUGCCCCUCCCCACCGGUCCUUUCUAUGGCAGGGGAACCGGCAGAUCCACGAUCGCCCUCAUGCGUGGGCAUGCUCACAACCAGGGGUCACCUCCAGGGCUGGCCCUACAGUGAUGCCCGACUUCACCGGCUCCCGACAUCCGCCCAGUGCUUUGACAUCCCACAGCGGGAACACCGGGUACCACCCGCUCCAUCCCAGGACCUCGCCUGCUGCACAGGAAUCUGGCAGAGUGCCAAGGGCACGCAGGCCUGAGGGAGAUAAGGAAGAAGCAAGGCGGCUCUGGGACCCCGGCUCACAUCCACCACGUACCCCCGGACACCCCCUCCCCGCGGUGGGGACGUGGCGGUGGACAGAUGUCCAGCUGGGGCUGGAGAGGUGAACCUCAUCUUCUGCAGACUGAACCUGUAAACCACGCACUGUGAGACCCCAGGUGGCACGGGCUGCUCUGUGCCUCAGUUUCCCCACGUGGGCCGUGGGAGGACUGAGUGCAGCAGCAGCAGGUCUGGACCGUGGCACCAGCACAGAAGGGCCAUCACUCUUAGCCGCCUCCCCCUGUCCUCGGCCUUGGGCCCAGCAGCCACGUUUGCCUUCUCCACCCCACGGCAGGGUUCACAAGCCGCAGAGCAACAUCCAGGCCAGGGUGGGUAAGAGCUGGCGUGGGACAGCGGCUUCCGGGGUAACCAGAGCCAGGGCUCAGUCUGCCUCUGGAGUGUCCUCAGAGACGGAAGAGGAGGGUCCGCUGUCCGCCAGGCUGGCAAUGGCUAUGGGCGCCCUGAGCUGGAGACCAGUGGUCCCCUGCAGACUAACCACUGGGUGCCUGAACAGGGCGGCACGCCCACCCGUUACCUCACCUCCCGACCUGUCUGUGGCACUGUCUUGCUCAUACCUGGUUGGUCUGUCCCCUGCCGCUGCCCCAUCUCUGUCCCGUCCGUCCUACAGGGUGAACGUUUCUGUACAUACUGACCCCCCAACCCCAUGUAGACACACCCAGCGGGACACCCGGCUUCUGGUUCUUGUUCACAUCUUUAAUAAAAUCAGUCGCUGAGUUGC
Molecule: messenger RNA, 9847 nt
Organism: Peromyscus leucopus (white-footed mouse)
Lineage: Eukaryota; Metazoa; Chordata; Mammalia; Rodentia; Cricetidae
Gene: Apc2
Product: APC regulator of WNT signaling pathway 2
Biological process (GO): negative regulation of canonical Wnt signaling pathway; cell fate specification; cell migration
Cellular component (GO): catenin complex; beta-catenin destruction complex; cytoplasmic microtubule
Molecular function (GO): microtubule binding; beta-catenin binding; gamma-catenin binding
Source: RefSeq, a predicted model, not a curated record